This is a messenger RNA of Melampsora larici-populina 98AG31, 324 nucleotides long. RefSeq lists its product as uncharacterized. NCBI's taxonomy places the organism in Eukaryota, Fungi, Basidiomycota, Pucciniomycetes, Pucciniales, Melampsoraceae. The record is from RefSeq and is a predicted model, not a curated record. Gene Ontology annotation, biological process: tRNA 5'-leader removal. Bases 1 to 324 code for a protein of 107 amino acids. The transcript is spliced from 2 exons. Gene Ontology annotation, cellular component: ribonuclease P complex. Gene Ontology annotation, molecular function: RNA binding.
AUGUCAGAACUUUUAGGCAUCGACUUCGUUCUUUCUGGUUUGACCCCUUCCGAUGCUAGCUUCAAAGAACGAUCUGUAUCCGAAAUCAAAACACUGCCCCCAAUGGUAUCCAUUCAAUCUAAGCUAUUGAAAUCGGAUUAUCACGGUGCCAUCCUUACUGGCGUUCCCAAGCGACAUACCGUGUUCCAAAUUGAACUAGAGAUUAAAGGAACCGCAAGUCAGAUACAAAAAUUGGUGUUAGAAAUCUUUGGAAACCAGUUUGCUUUCAGGGCUGCUGAUAGAGUAGGCAAGAAGUUUAAAACCAAAGCUUUCGUAGAGCUUUGA